Molecule: messenger RNA, 1218 nt
Organism: Fusarium graminearum PH-1
Lineage: Eukaryota; Fungi; Ascomycota; Sordariomycetes; Hypocreales; Nectriaceae
Exons: 5
Coding region: 1-1218 (405 amino acids)
Biological process (GO): amino acid transmembrane transport
Cellular component (GO): vacuolar membrane
Molecular function (GO): amino acid transmembrane transporter activity
Source: RefSeq, a predicted model, not a curated record
AUGUUCGGCUCCGAGAAAGUUGACCAGGAAGGUCAGGUCUUGUCAGGUGAAGUUCAUGAUGAUCCUGGGCAUGCUCAUGAUGCUGUUUUUGGAAAGAUCAGCGAUGAUGGGCCGAACUAUCGCAAUGUCGGUUGGGUUGGAACUGCUGGUCUCAUGAUGAAGACACAACUGGGUCUUGGCAUCCUUUCUAUCCCUUCUGUCUUCGAUACCCUAGGCAUGAUCCCCGGCCUCAUCUGUCUCUGUGUUGUAGCAGCUAUCACGACAUGGUCAGAUUACAUAGUUGGAAUAUUCAAGCUUCGACAUCGAGAGGUAUACGGUAUCGACGAUGCAGGAGGCUUGAUGUUUGGCAGAGCAGGCCGAGAGAUCUUUGGAUUUGCUUUUGGUCUUUGUAAACUGGACAUUUUCAUCAUCCUUACAGUCGCUGUGGGCAUUCAAGACCGACCAGCAGCUGCACCCAAAGACGCUGUUUGGGUAUCAGACUACCACCUCUUCAAGAAACCCAGCUUCACCAAUGCCAUCUCAGCCAUCUGCUCAUUGGUUUUUGCAUACGCAGGCACGCCCGCCUUCUUCUCCAUCGCGGCUGAGAUGAGAGACCCUAGACACUACACGAGAUCACUGAUCCUGUGUCAAACGGUUAUCAGUGCGUGCUAUAUCGCCAUUGGUUGCGUAGUGUAUUAUUUCUGUGGCUCAUAUGUUGCGUCGCCUGCCCUUGGAUCAGCAGGUGUUUUGAUCAAGAGGGUCACGUAUGGAAUUGCACUUCCUGGGUUGAUUGUUACUACCAUGUUGACCUGUCAUCUAGCGAGUAAACACGUUUUUGUUCGUGUUUUGCGAGGUUCUAAGCAUCUCGCCGCCAACACAUUCGUCCAUUGGGCAUCUUGGAUUGGAUGUACCUUCGGUAUUACCGUUGUAGCCUACGUGAUUGCCAGUGGCAUCCCCGUUUUCAGCGGUCUUGUUUCUCUUAUUGGCGCGUUGCUCGCUACAUCCUUGUCGUUCCAGCCCAUGGGUUGUAUGUGGCUGUAUGACAACUUCAAGCGCGCGAAGCAAGAUCGAUCUGCGACUUGGUACAUUGGAGUUCUAUGGAGCUUUACGAUCAUCGUAUUGGGGACAUUCUUGACUGUGGCCGGAACUUAUGCUUCUGUGGUUGAUAUCAUGGCUUCGUAUAAGGUCUCUGGAGGAUCGGCAGCUUGGUCUUGUGCCGACAACUCUGGCUCUUCAUAA